Coprinopsis cinerea okayama7#130 is the source of this 1631-nucleotide messenger RNA. RefSeq lists its product as hypothetical. The record is from RefSeq and is a predicted model, not a curated record. The coding region runs from base 1 to 1395 and encodes 464 amino acids. The transcript is spliced from 6 exons. NCBI's taxonomy places the organism in Eukaryota, Fungi, Basidiomycota, Agaricomycetes, Agaricales, Psathyrellaceae.
AUGGCGAGUCAGACUGAACAGCGGCAGCACCAGCCGACGACGGACCAGGUGGACCAAUCGAAUGCGGACUCUGCAGCGACGGGGGCGGUGGGAUCCGGUCACCUCGACUCGACACUGGCGUUGGAACCCUUCAAUUUCGACUCGACUACGUCGGAACCGUUUAAUCUCGACUUGACGCUGUCGUCGGGACCCCCCAAAGUCGAGUCGACAUUGUCGUCUGGACCGCCUAAAGUCGAAUUGACGCUGUCGUCGGGACCGUCUGAAGUCGAGUGGACGAGCGACGAGCCUACCAAGGAGGGGCCGGGGGAGGGGGCGAAAUACGGUCCAGAGGUGGUGGCGGUCGAUACGUGUGCGGAAGGGGCGGGUUUGAACGACGUGUCUGGGUUGAAUGGAGAGUCGGCAUUGGAGGAGCAACCUGAACGAGAUUCGACGGCAAACCCGAUGGAGUCAGAGUCUUCUUCGCCCGACGAGGCCGCCGUAUUGGAGCCCACCCCAGACCAACAAACCAAUCCCGAAUCCGCACCAGUACCACAUCCUCACGCAGAUACGACGCCAGCGCAACCCGGCCCCGACCCACAGCCCGAACGAGCAUCCCCAUCUCCCGGGGGCCCUUCGAAACCCUACGUCCGCGUCGCUGAACCGGAGGACUUUGAGCAGAUUGUGGAGGUGGCGCAUAACGCGUUCGUGCAUGAUCCCGUGGAGUUGUAUUUUGGGAAUGUGAAAGAGAUCACAGCAGACGGCCUCCUCCCACACGACAGCACCAACCUCCGCGUAUGGGUCUCCUACCUGUACAAGUUGUGUAUGGCGAUCGGAGGGCGGGUGACGGUUGUCGUUGAUCCUUCCUUGCCCAAGGUUCCUGGACCAAAGGGAGAGGGGGAGAGGGAGAAAGUGUGCGCAGCAGCGUACUGGCUUCCUCCCAAGCAGCGGAUUAGCGUCUUUGAUGUGCGCCUCCUUGUUAAAUGUGGCUUGAUGGAGACGUGGAAGGGGUGGGGGCUGUCUGGUGUUUAUCGAGCGGGCUUUGAGUACCUGUCCAAAUCGGAGAAAGUGAUGAAGAAGGUGUAUAGAGCGAAGGGCAUCAAGAAGUCGGUGGAGGAUUCGUGGUAUUUGUUGCAUAUGAUGACGGAUCCGGUGUUUCAAGGGAAAGGUUACAUGUCGAUGAUCAUCCGAGAAGCCCUUGAUCAUGCACCGGAUGCCAUCUUCGCUCAUGAAGCGACAACUGCCAAGUCGAGGGACCAGUACGUGCAUCUGGGGUACGAGCUCGUGGGGUCUUUCAAGAUUGGGAAAGGAAAAGUGGGUCCAGAUGGGCUUCCUGCGAAGGGGAAGGGGAAGGAGGAGGCGAGUGGAGUUGAGGCGUAUGCUAUGCUCAAAUUGCCACCGUCCAAGGGCACGCAGUAGUGCUUUAAAUUUCUAGAACGAAAGGCGUGAAGAGGUGCAAGCUCCGGAGACAUACUAGUUGAUCGAUCGUCCAUGCGGACGAACCCACAUUCUCACAUCCAGAUUUUCUAAUUCGUUGAACUAAUUUAUUGCGUAUACCACUUCUAGUACAAUUCUUCUACUCUCAUUCAGCAGCUUUCCACUUACACAUGGACUACUAAUUUAUUCCCGUUUUUCUCCCUGAAUUCUUGGGAUUG